Messenger RNA from Trypanosoma grayi, 744 nucleotides. RefSeq lists its product as hypothetical. The transcript has a single exon. Lineage: Eukaryota; Euglenozoa; Kinetoplastea; Trypanosomatida; Trypanosomatidae. The coding region runs from base 1 to 744 and encodes 247 amino acids. Gene Ontology annotation, molecular function: calcium ion binding. The record is from RefSeq and is a predicted model, not a curated record.
AUGGGGGUCGGUAAGUCAGCACCGGUGCCGUCAACGCCACCCCCACUGCAGCAGGAGCAGCGCCUCAACACGCAGGAUUUGGAGGAUGCGUUGGACCUCGUCUUUACGCUGGGCAAGCCACCUGAGGGGAAUGAGACGUUCAAAGUCUUCAACUAUAUCAUCGACGCGAGGGAUGCUGUCUUAGGCAUUAUCAAUUCAAACCAAGAGUUCAAGAAGUUCAUGGCAAGCGAUGCCGGGAAGCGUCUCUCUGAGCGUGUGGUGCUGGCGUUGGAUGCGGACGGGGAUGGCCGCGUCACGCCGCGUGAUUUCCAAAUUAUGUACGAUCAUGAUCUCAAGAACCUGAUCCGGCACAAUAAGGGCACGCUGGAUGAUGUCCUUCCUCUUUUUGGUCAGUGUCUGUUUGGUUUCACGAUGGGGCUCGCUGUUGGCAGGCAGACAUACCGCCUGUACCAACACAAAGCUAUUAUCCUCACAUCUGGUCUGGUGCUGUACAGCGGACUGCAGUACUUGGCGCAGAUGAACUUUGUCAACCAGAAGCUCCUCGAGGCGACAUUCCAAGAGAAGCUGCGACAAGUCGCGGAUGUGAACGGGGAUGGGGAGCUGAACAGGGAGGACCUCGAGCUUUUGGUCGAAAAUCGCAUGCGCUACGUCGCCACGAAGUUGGGGCCCGGCGGCAUCGCGCCAGGCAUGCUGGGGUACGCGACGCUUGGCCUGGGGGUGCUGCGCGGACUGCGGCGUAUCUGA